CGCGUGGACGUCUGCGCCCCCGUGAAACGCUCUGGUGCACGUGUACGUGCACUAAUACCUACAUUCUGCCGCUCUAGCAGCCGCCACCACCACCGCCUCCGCCGCCGCCACCGCCGCCGCUAUUAUAUGUACGAUUCGAAUUUAGCCGGAGUGAGCCCUCCUCACCAACCUUCAGCAGCCCCCGGCGCCGCCAUGUACCUGAGCGGCCCCUGUAGCCACUUGGCCCAGCCGUUGAAGAACCCCGUUGCUCCGCCAGAGUCGGGAGAGUCGAUCCACGACGCCACCUGCGAUGGGGAUGGGGAUGAGGAGAAGGGGAAAGGGGAGGGGAAUGGGAGGGAGGGGAUGGGCAAGGAGAAGAAGAAAGAUGAAAAGGAGAAAGGUAAGGGGAAGCGGAAGCGGAAGGAGGAUGAGAUAGGGAUGGAGCAGGGGAAGAACGAGAAUAAAGAAGAAGAAGAAAAGGUGAACAAGGGUAAUGCAGGAGGAAUUCUAACUAACAAAACUUUCUCAGAGCUCUACAUAUCCGAGUUCACUGCCAAGGCCAUCACAGAGAUGAACUACACCCACCUUACCGAGAUUCAAGCUAGAUCAAUACCGCAUCUUAUGCUAGGAAGUGAUGUGCUGGGAUCAGCCAAAACUGGCUCAGGGAAGACCCUUGCCUUCCUUAUACCGGCGAUCGAACUGCUGCACAAAGCAUGCUUCACGCCAAGGAACGGAACUGGAGUUAUUGUAGUUUGCCCAACAAGGGAGCUUGCUAUCCAGACACACAAUGUUGCCAAGGAAUUAAUGAAGUAUCACUCACAAACUAUUGGAUAUGUUAUUGGUGGCACUAACAUAAGAAAUGAGGCCAACCAAAUUGUGAAAGGGAUCAAUCUGUUAGUUGCUACACCAGGCAGACUUUUGGACCAUCUGCGAAGUACCAGUGGUUUCCACUAUAAAAGGCUACAGUGCCUCAUAAUUGAUGAAGCUGAUCGCAUACUUGAGCAAAAUUUUGAGGAGGAUAUGAAACAAAUAUUUAAACGACUCCCUUCGGAUAGGCAAACUGUUCUUUUUUCUGCCCCGCAGACUCAAAAGGUUGUAGAUUUUGCGAAUUUUACAUUUGGACAGAAUGAAGAAAGACAAAGGAAACUUGUUUAUGUUGGAGUUGAUGAUUCUAAAUUGAAGCCUACAGUUGAGGGCUUGCAGCAGGGUUAUUGUGUCAUUCCAAGUGAGAAAAGAUUUCUGGUUCUGUAUGCUUUCCUAAGAAGGAUGCAGCUUAGGGAGCAGGGUGUGAAGAUCAUGGUGUUCUUUUCGUCAUGUAGCUCAGUCAAGUUCCAUGCAGAACUUCUAAAUUUCUUUGGGAUAGAGUGUUAUGAUAUUCAUGGGCAGCUGAAGCAACAGAAGCGAACUAGUACAUUCUUCCGAUUUUUGAAGGAGAAAAGGGGCAUCUUAUUAUGCACAAACGUGGCAGCACGUGGACUUGAUAUUCCUGAUGUGGACUAUAUUGUGCAAUAUGAUCCUCCAGAUGACCCAAAGGAUUACAUCCACAGGGUUGGUCGUACUGCCCGAGGUGAUGAAGGCAAAGGAAGUGCAUUAUUGUUCUUACUACCGGAAGAAUUGAAGUUGCUUAUUUAUCUGCAGGCGGCCAAUAUUUCUCUGACUCAAUAUGUGUUCAGUGAGAAGCAUGUGCCUAAAUCGCAAUCGCAACUUGAGAACAUUGUUGGUGGGAAUUACUUUCUAAAUCAGUCAGCAAAGGAAGCCUAUAGGUCCUACCUUUUGGCAUACAACUCACAUUCUAUGAAAGACAUUUUUGACGUCCAUCAACUUGAUCUCACGAAAGUUGCGGCAUCAUUCUGUUUUAAGAACCCUCCUAAAGUCAAUCUGGACCUGGAGAGCGGUGCAUCUAAACACCGAAAGAUGAGGAAAGUUGACAGUGGAAAGAAGCAUGGGAUUGGCCCGUCAAACCCUUAUGGAAGGAGAGCCCGAUCCGAUUCCAGGCAGGUUGCAAGAUUUUAGAAAGGAUAUCAGGAUCGUAGUCAUCCUAUAUCGUAUAUGAUAAGCCAGAUUUUAAAUUAUGUCUAUUAAAGACCUAGUAUAAUAGUGCCUUAGAGAAAAAAUGACAUUAAGAUGAAGUAUACAUUUAUGGUGAUACAAUGCUACAUGCACAUAUAGUUGCCAUGUAUCUGUGUUUAGUAACCUAGUAGUUACUACUAUUUAAGGUAAUAAACAGAGGACAGCGGAUUAUUGGAUCUUAAGUUCCAAUUGUAGAUUUUUAAACAUAGUAAUAAUUUCCAUAUGUCAAUAAUAACAUCAUAAACUAUAUGUUUAUAAUA
Messenger RNA from Sorghum bicolor (sorghum), 2309 nucleotides. RefSeq names its product DEAD-box ATP-dependent RNA helicase 27. Gene Ontology annotation, cellular component: nucleolus. NCBI's taxonomy places the organism in Eukaryota, Viridiplantae, Streptophyta, Magnoliopsida, Poales, Poaceae. Gene Ontology annotation, biological process: maturation of LSU-rRNA from tricistronic rRNA transcript (SSU-rRNA, 5.8S rRNA, LSU-rRNA). Gene Ontology annotation, molecular function: ATP binding; RNA helicase activity; nucleic acid binding. The record is from RefSeq and is a predicted model, not a curated record. Bases 127 to 1992 code for a protein of 621 amino acids. The transcript has 12 exons.